Messenger RNA from Cladocopium goreaui, 3078 nucleotides. The record is from the annotation of a GenBank genome assembly. NCBI's taxonomy places the organism in Eukaryota, Dinophyceae, Suessiales, Symbiodiniaceae.
AUGGAUGUUGAUUCGCCCGAUGAAUCGCCCCCUGUUCGAGAUUCCACUUUGGUCAACAUUUUCGAGUGCGUUUUGCCUGGGGACGUUGCGGUGACUAUCGUUGAGGGAAGGGAGGAGGUGCAAGCCCAAUGGUCUAUUUCUUCAUUCCUCAAGAACAUUUUUAGUACCAAAGAUACAGAUUCUCUACGUCAACACUUUGCAGACAAACUUGACGAAAUCAAGGAGGUUCACGAGAGGAUCUGGCCGGGGUAUGUAGUUCCUCCAAUGUUUCUGUCUAAACAUGAUCAAGCAGACCAGGAAGGGAGGGGAGAGAGUCUUGGUCCGACGUUUUUGAAAACAAAGACAAUGCCAACAUCGAUUGCCAUGUCCUGGAUUGUUUGGUCUGUUUCCAAAUCAAAACGGAGGGAUAUCGAUCGUGUCAAGAGCCAAACUUUUCUGCGGAACCUUUUGGUACAUGUGUUAGAAGUUGCUGGAACGUUACAGUUCAGUGUGGUUGCUGUUGCGAAAGCAAACGCAAGAGCAAAGGAUAUUGAGAUCUCAGAGAGAAAUGAUUGCAUUGAUUACCGCAAUUUGUGGGACAAUAAGAUCAAAGGAAGAAUUGUUUGGGUUUGGGAAGAGACAAAAAGACGCGGAGAGAGUCAAAUCACUUCCAAUUGGGACAGACCCCACUGGAUAGACUUCAUCGUGUUUGCUCUGGACCCCAAAAGUGGUUCGGCGCCCCAGCUACUGGCUCCUGUCGCUUGGAGUAUUCUGGCACAAACAGCUGCAUGGAUGGAUACCAAUAUGGGGAGAUUGGCUCUUUCUUUCCAAAGUGUUCAAAACUCGCGUCACAAGAAUCGGCAAGAAAACCAUGGUCUUACAGUACGGAAGUUGCUGGACGAAUUGUGCUUCAUUUGGAGCCCAAACAUUCUUCGGGGUGCAUAUGCAGUGCAUCGCGAAAGCAGCGCCCUACAUCGAGCAGCCCAAGCCCUGUCGGUAGCUGUUGGAUUAGUUGCAGAGUGGAUUUCUCCAAAACAGUUGGAGGACGAAGUAUUCAAACGUUGGAAUUUCCCAAAACACAAUUCAACAGCUAUUACUUCGAAAGAAUCGGCGAAGCCAAAGAAGGCGGCCCAGCCAAAACAGUCCAAAGGACGAACCAGAAAGCCAAUGUCAGAGGGGGGGCGCAGUGUGACAACAGAGUUCUACAAUCACGCUACCUAUGAGGAUAUGCCACCGAAGCAUUUGAACCAGUUGAUUGUAAAGAAGUUGGACAGAGAAGAGCUGUUCCUACUCCUGGCAUUCUGCUUUGGCUUCUCCCCACAAGAUGAGCCAAGGAGGAAGAAGCCAGAAAUGUUGGAAGCAGUCAAGUCAGAAUAUGAAAGGCGCGGUUCACCCAUCGCAUUCACCGGGUGGACUGUACACGAAGUCAAGGCUUUCAUGCUCGACCAUUUGAAGAAGGUGAAGAAAGGGGGCGACUGCGGUGUUCAUGCCCGUCUUCUCCCAAGGCGGCCAAGCCCGGAGCUGCCUGCCCCUCUGCCGGACGGCAUCUCUGUUCAAGAUGAUGAUGACAAGGACAGUAGCGGAAGUUCAGAGAAGGAAGGGUUCAGUGAAUCAGAAGACGAUGGCUUGACUGAUGAGGGUUGGAAAAUUCAGAAGAAGAAGGGCAAGUACAUGCUGGUUCACACAGAGACCAAGGAAUCCAUCGAGCUGGGACACCCAGACAAAGGUUCCACUUGGGAAGUGUAUCAGGACGACGAUGUGGACUACCUGAACCAGACAGACAAUGAUGAUUGGGAGGCCAUGUCUUGCCUCGAGUACUUCCAGGAAGUCAAGGCUUCAGAGAAAGCACUUGACAAAAAGAAGGCAAAGCCAGCGCCCAAGACCCCCAUGUCUGAAAGACGAGCACCACGUAUGAAAGGCAUGGCAGAAAAAACCCGUGCCGCUCCAAGCGAGAAGAAGCACACACAGCAGCCAGCACAGUCUCAAGAAGAAGCAUCCCCUCCCCCUGAAGAAGAAGAAGAGUUCGGUGCCAGUUCAGAUGAAUCUCCACAAGCGCCUGAAGAAGAUGAGAAUGAAGAAGAUAUGUGGAUGCCAUUUAUUGCCAAGGAUCGCGCAGGCAAAAUGUUCCUUAUCGAUCCGAAACCAGGGAAAGAACUGAAGCUCCCCGUUGACAAGUGCUCCGAUUGGGAAAUUGUCAAGAAUCCAGAGAAAAAAGGAUAUGAGCUGGUUUCAAAGUCCAAUAAGGACACCCCCAAAGAUGUGGAAGUCAUCAUGGCAGGCAGGAAGGCGAAGAAGGUUGAAGAUGAAGCUCGCUUCAAGUUGGUGCAAGAUGUGCACGCCAAGGUGGAGAAGUACAAGGACGAGAAGGUGCAGAAAGCCGCGCUCAAGAAUCUUGAGAAAGUCGCAGAAGAGCAUCAAAGAGCGAGAGAAGAAGACAGAGAGAAGCAGAGACAGAAGACUGAGGCACAUCAAAAAGCUGCACAGGAAAGGGAGCGCAAGAUGAUUGAGGAUGCUGUAAAGCUGAAGGAGGAUAAGGAAGCAAAAGCACAAGAGGAGGCAAUCAGGAGGAUGAAGGAGAAGGAACAAGAGAAGAUUGAUGCGGAAAAGAAGAAGCAACUGGAGGAGAAACUUCGCAGAGAGAUUCAAGCCAAAUUGGAAAAAGAGGAGGCAGGCAAGUCAGACAAGGCUUCUAAGAUUCCAGACAAGGCAGGAGACGAGGAGGGCGACGUGCACAAAACAAAAGAAACUGAGAAGAGCAAGCCGGAAGAGACAGACACGGUGCCUGAGAAGGGUGAGUCAAAGCCUAAGGACAAGUCAAAGCCUAAGGAGGAAGAACCGAAGAAGCCAGCCAAGAGCAGCGGGACAGAUAAGAAGAGCGACACACAGGAGUCUUUUGAAAGGUGUGGGGGUGAUGUGGCUGGAUGGAUAAAUGCACAGGUUAAGCAAGAAAGGCAGCUAGCCCACACAAAAUUUUGGGACAGAGUAAGGGCAAGGGAAAAAAGGGAAGCCAAAGCCAAAAGAAAAGAAUCCAAGUCCGUUUCGACCCAGGAGCAGCCGGCGGGAUUGCAGUCCAAGUUGCCCCAAAUCAACCUCGAUUGA